Molecule: messenger RNA, 2586 nt
Organism: Dictyostelium purpureum
Lineage: Eukaryota; Evosea; Eumycetozoa; Dictyosteliales; Dictyosteliaceae
Exons: 3
Coding region: 665-2482 (605 amino acids)
Source: RefSeq, a predicted model, not a curated record
GUUGUAAUAGUAAUAAAAAAUAAUAAUUGUAUUUUAGAAUAAAAUAAAAAAAAAAUUAAAAAAAAUAAAAAAAUAAAAAAUAAAAUUUUUUUUUUAAAAUUUUUGUAGUUUUAUAAAAAAUCCUAAAUCAAAUAAUUUGCACUUUAUCAUAAUCAUAUCAAAAAAAAAAAAACAAAACACUUUUUUAUUUUUUUUAUUUCACAACAAAAUCACCGAGAUAAUAUCUAUAUUUUUUUCUUUAUCUCAACUUUGUAUCUUUUUUAUAUAUACCACCAAUAUUCAAAAGUUUAUUUAUACUAAAAUCAUACAUUAUAAAUAAAGUUAUAUUAUUGUUAUUUUUUCCAUUUAUUUCAAUUAAUAAAAGGGUUUUUUGAAAACAAUAUCAGACAAAUCCUUUUUUUGUAAAUCACUUGUACAACAAAACACCCCCUUUUUUUUUUUUAUAAAAAAUAGUAUCAUCUCUUUCUAAUCCUUUAGAAAUUUUUUAUUAUUUUUUAUUUUAAAAUUUUUUUAUUAUUUUAUAUCACAAAAAAUUUCAUAUUUAAAUUUGGAAUUUUAUUUCAAUAAAAUUUUUUCAAUUGAAUCAUUAAAUUUAUAUAAAUCAAAUCAUCAUUAAAAUCAAAUUAAUAAAAUAAAUAAAUAUAUAAAUUAAUUUAAAUAAAAAAUGGUAAAGACGGAAAGAAAAAAAGAUUUAUUAGAACAAUUUCAAUAUGAAAAAAUUAAAGGCGAUGUUUCAUAUUCAUCAUUAAUGAAGAAAACUGGUAGUAAUGGUAAAGGAUUUUUAGAUCGUUAUUUUUUACUUCACAGAAAUUAUGUAAUUUACUAUAAACCAGGCAAAGGUAAUAUCAAGCCAGAUGAUAAACAGGAACCUCAAGGUUAUAUUAAUUUAAAGGAAUGUAUCUACGAAGACACUAAAGAACAAAAAGAACCUCUUCAAUUUCAAAUCGCCCACAAACAUAGAAUAUAUAUUAUUAAAGCAAAAGAUGAUAGUACAAAAAAUCAAUUUUUAACUCUCUUAAAGACAAGAAUCAAAGCUUUAUCAUUGAUCAAUGUCGAUCAAUUGGGCUCACCAGAAAAAGUUCAAAUUGAAAUUAAUGAAUAUAAAGAAAAAUUACCAAAUCCUUUAAUUUUACCAGAUAGAGUUUCACCAGAUAAGGCCAAGGAUUGGGUAAAUGAAAUGAGAAACUACAAUAUAAUUUUUCAAAAAGCAGAUCCACAUAUAAAACAAGUAGAGCAAUUCUCAGAAUAUUGUAAAGAUGGUGUUAAGGAUUAUGUCGAUUGGUUUUCAGGUCCUGAAGGUCCAAGACUUGCAAUGAUUAGAUGUGAAGAAACAGUUUUAACAAAUUGGGUCGAAUAUAUUACCAAAACCAAGAAUGAAAUUGCAAGUUAUGAAGAUACUAGAUACUUUAAAGAGGAUUACAGUGACAUCACCAAGCAUUUAAAAAAUAUGCUUUUACUUAUUGAGGCCUAUCAUGACUACAUGAGAACUUGUAGAAAGAAUACUAAACCAACCGACAGAUUCCUCGAAGAAAAGGCACUUUUCGAUGACUAUAUUACAAAGUACAGCCGAAUUCAGUCUUGUAUGGAUUUCAAAUUAGAUGACGAUUUAGUUGAAGGUGUUUCUACAAUUACAUGCAUAGGAGAAAAGAAAACUGGUCCAAAUAAUUCAGUAAUCGGUUUAUCAUCAUCAAACUCAUCAAUUUGUUCAAAUAAAAUGUCAUUUUUUGCAUCCAAUCAAGAUGGUAAUUACCCAACUGUAGACUUGAUGAAUUUAAACUCUGACUCGAUGCCUUUUAUUCCAGACACCUCGUCAGAGCAAGGCAAUAGAAAAUAUGACUCGGAGGACGAAAAACAACCAGAUGAAGCUUCAACAGCACCAUCACAAUCAUCUCUUGGCACCCUUGAAAAGUGGGAGUAUUCAAAUAAUUCACUUAUUAAACCAGAUAAUGGAAGAGAAGAGGUUGAAAACAAUAAUGGCAAUGGAUCAUCAUUAAACUUUGACCCACGUUGGGACUAUUCAAAUGGUUACUUUAAGAGUAAAAAUAUGGGUGUAGUACUUUGGAAUGGUAAAAGUUGGGUUUGGUCUCAUAUAAAAACAAGUUAUAAAAUUCGUUUCGAUUGGAUUGCGGCCAGUCAAACUUUCACAUUCGUAUCACCAAAGCCAAGAACUGGUCUUAGUCUUUCAGUUUCAAGUCAAAGUAAUUCAUCAACCUCUUCAUUAUCAUCUUUAACCGGUAGCAAUGCCACAAAAAAAUCUAAUCAUCCAGCCACAAUUUACCCAGAUUGGCAAAUUAAAGAUAACGGUUCCUCAUUAAUUUCUAUUGUCAGUCCAAAUAAAAAUCAAACAACAGACAAUUUCUCACAUCUUGAAUCAAAUAAUAAAAUUCCACCUGCCGUUUUACUUUUGGUUGCUAUGACCCCACAUAUUCAAAAAUCUUUAUAUCAUAUUGGUAUCGGUCCAAAAUAUAUUACCAAUAAUUAAAAAAUCAAUGUAAAAAAUUUUGUAAAUAAUUAAUAAUAUGUAAUAUUGUAAUAAUUAAUAAAUAAAAAAAAUAAAAAAAGUUAAUUAUAACUUGUUAAUCGAAU